AUGGCUUCUACUUCAUCUUUAGCCAUCUCCUACGAUGUUCUUGAAAGAGGAGAAGGGAUCUCGCCAGCCCUCAUGAAAGCGAUUGAAGAAUCCAAGAUUUCUGUAAAAAAAAAAGGGCGAAAGGUUUUACCCAUUUUCUACCGUGUAAAUCCUUCCGAUGUUAGAAAACAGACUGGGAAAUUUGGAGAAGCAUUUGGGAAAGUCAAAGAAAAUUCAAAGCACAGCUUAGACGUUGUGGAGAAGUGGCGCACUGCUUUGAUGGAAGCAGGCAAUCUAUCUGGAUGGGUUUCCAGCGACUCCAGGCCUGAAUCCCAACUAUGUGAAGAAGUCGCUGAUCACAUUCUGAAGAAAUUGUAUCCCAUCUCGUUUACUGCUUCUACUGGCUUAGUUGGGAUUGAUUCACAUGUUGAUAAAAUUAUGUCAUUGUUAUGUAUUGAGCCAACAAGCAUUCGGGUAAUAGGAAUUUGGGGAAUGGGUGGUAUUGGAAAGACCACCAUAGCUGAAAUUCUAUUUAGUCGAAUAUGUAAUCAAUUUGAUUGCUUUUGCUUUCUUCGCAAUGUUAGGGAAAAAUCAGAAAAAUAUGGGCUAGUUGAUUUAAGAAAAAGCUUUUUUUCGGAACUCUUGGGGAUUGAAAUUAGAAAUCUAGAUAUGCUCAGUGUGGUACCCCCUUCCAUUAAGGAUUCACUUAAUCGGAAGAAAGUUCUUGCUGUUCUUGAUGAUGUUAAUGAUCCAGAACAACUAGAAGCUUUAGCUGUAAAUGAUGAUGAUUGUUUUGGGCUGGGAAGUAGAAUCAUUUUAAUAAGCAGAGACAAACAAGUCCUUAGCAGUGCUGAAAAGAUAUAUGAGGUUAAGGGAUUGGAUUUUAGCGAUGCUCUUCAGCUGUUAAGUAUGAAAGCCUUCAAACAAAACCAUCCUCCGGUGGAAUAUAGAGAGUUGUCCAAAAGGGUAGAAAAUUAUUGUAAAGGUGUUCCACUAGCUCUCAAGGUUUUGGGUUCCUAUUUGUGCGGAAGGACCUCUAAAGAAUGGGAAAGUGCAUUGAAUAAACUGAAGGUAUCUCCUGACUACAACAUUCUGAAAGUCUUAAAAGUAAGUUAUAAUGCUUUAGAUCGAAUGGAAAAAAGCAUAUUUCUAGAUAUUGCAUGUUUCUUCAAAGGAUAUGACAAAAGCUGGGUAGAAGAUAUAUUAGACGAUUGGGCAAUAAUUCGUCUAGUGGAUCACUGUCUCAUAACUAUUGUGCAUGGCAAGCUAGAGAUGCACGAUUUGAUAGUGGAAAUGGGUCAAGAUAUUGCUCGGCGGAAGGGUAACCGAUUAUGGAUUUCUACAGAUAUCUGUCAAAUGUUGGCCACAAUUGAUAAUAAGGCAAAGAAAGUAGUUGAAGGCCUAUUUUUGGACAUCUCUACAAUUGGAAGGGUAUAUUUGAAUCCUGCCGUGUUCUCAAGAAUGCACAACUUGAGAUUGCUCAAAUUUUACUGGAGUUCCUGGUUAAAGAAGGAAGGUACUGGCUCCAUAUUUGAAUCUAGCGGAUCAGAUUGUCUAAAAAGUCUUCCUAACAAGUUGAGAUUUGAUGCACAUAUUUUUUUGCCACCAUCUGACAUUGCACAACCAGUAGCAGAUACAGGAACCACUGCACAACCAGAGGCACAAUCUGUACCACCAGUCCAACAGCAUUCUACUGAACCUGCACCACCCACUCAGUCUGCACAGGAUACCCCAGCAGAAUCUGCACAGCUAACACCAUCUGCAACUGGACCCUCUUCAUCCACACUUUCUUAUGCAUCACCAUCAUCUCUUGAAUUCACAUCUGCUCUAUACCAGAUUCCUGCCUUGCUUAUGCGACCUCAUGGAAAACUGCAUAACUUAUGCAGUCUUGCAUCCUGCUCAUGCGACUCGCACAGAGCCAGAACCGCUAAAAGCGCAUAA
This is a messenger RNA of Hevea brasiliensis (rubber tree), 1920 nucleotides long. Its product is annotated as disease resistance protein RUN1-like. Lineage: Eukaryota; Viridiplantae; Streptophyta; Magnoliopsida; Malpighiales; Euphorbiaceae. Gene Ontology annotation, biological process: signal transduction; defense response. The coding region runs from base 1 to 1920 and encodes 639 amino acids. Gene Ontology annotation, molecular function: ADP binding. The transcript has 8 exons. The record is from RefSeq and is a predicted model, not a curated record.